Molecule: messenger RNA, 2376 nt
Organism: Notothenia coriiceps (black rockcod)
Lineage: Eukaryota; Metazoa; Chordata; Actinopteri; Perciformes; Nototheniidae
Gene: fzd2
Product: frizzled class receptor 2
Exons: 1
Coding region: 145-1803 (552 amino acids)
Biological process (GO): canonical Wnt signaling pathway; non-canonical Wnt signaling pathway
Cellular component (GO): plasma membrane
Molecular function (GO): Wnt-protein binding; Wnt receptor activity
Source: RefSeq, a predicted model, not a curated record
AGUGUUAAAAGCGGAGAGUGGGCACUCGGAGAGCAGCGUACAGGUCUAUGCCGCAGAGUUUUCACUUGUGUAAGUUAAAGAACUGCUUGCAGAAUUUAUGGUAGGACACUAAACCAAUUCACGUCCAGUUAAUCCGGUUAUAAAAUGUUUUAUACUUUUUCGAAGAUGUUUUUUUGCAAGACCUGGGCUGUUCCACUCCUGCUGCCUCUGCUGUUAUCAGCCCAGUAUCAAGGGGACCACGGAAUAGUCGUCCCGGAGCACGGAUUUUGUCAGCCGAUUUCCAUACCUCUGUGCACGGACAUUGCCUAUAACCAAACCAUCAUGCCAAAUCUCGUGGGACAUUACAACCAGGAGGACGCAGGGCUCGAGGUUCACCAGUUUUACCCUCUGGUGAAGGUACAGUGUUCGCCGGAGCUGAAAUUCUUCCUCUGCUCCAUGUAUGCGCCUGUGUGCACAGUUUUGGAGAAGGCCAUUCCCCCCUGCAGGUCAAUUUGCGAGAGAGCCAAGCAGGGCUGCGAGGCUCUCAUGAACAAGUUUGGCUUCCAGUGGCCCGAGCGCCUGCGCUGCGAAAACUUCCCCGUGCUGGGAGACGGACAGAUCUGUGUGGGCCAAAACGAUUCCUCCCACGCCACCCUACCACCCCCAACUCCUGUCUCGGGGACCCACGACCACACCAUGGCCCCCAGACAUGACAGGCCUUUUCGUUGCCCAUCUGUUCUCAAAGUACCACCAUAUUUGAAUUAUAAGUUUUUAGAUGAGAUUGACUGUGCAGCUCCCUGUGACCCCUCAAGGAGCGGUGGGUACAUGUUUUUCACUGACAAAGAAAUCAAUUUCUCCCGCAUAUGGAUUCUGGUCUGGUCUGUGCUUUGUUGUGCAUCUACUUUAUUUACAGUUACCACCUAUUUAGUGGACAUGCAACGCUUCAGAUACCCUGAGCGACCGAUCAUCUUCCUGUCUGGCUGCUACACUAUGGUCUCCAUAGCCUACAUAGCUGGAUACUUCCUAGGAGACAAAGUGGUGUGCAAUGACAGCUUCACCCCAGAAGGCUAUAAAACUAUUGUCCAAGGCACCAAAAAGGAAGGUUGCACCAUCCUCUUCAUGAUGCUCUACUUCUUCAGCAUGGCCAGCUCCAUCUGGUGGGUUAUCCUGUCUCUCACCUGGUUCCUGGCAGCAGGUAUGAAGUGGGGCCACGAGGCUAUUGAGGCCAACUCUCAGUAUUUUCACCUGGCAGCCUGGGCAGUGCCGGCCGUCAAGACUAUCAGCAUCCUGGCCAUCGGGCAGAUCGAGGGCGACGUGCUCAGUGGGGUCUGCUUCGUUAGUCUCAGCAGCCUGGACCCUCUACGAGGCUUUGUGUUGGCCCCUCUCUUCAUUUAUCUCUUCAUCGGUACCUCUUUCCUGCUUGCUGGCUUUGUGUCUCUGUUCAGGAUCCGCACCAUCAUGAAACACGAUGGCACCAAGACAGAGAAGCUGGAGCGACUGAUGGUGAGGAUUGGGGUGUUCAGCGUUCUCUACACCGUGCCCGCCACCAUUGUUAUCGCCUGCGUCUUCUACGAGCAGGCCUUCCGCUCCCACUGGGAGAGGAACUGGGUCAGCCAUAACUGCAGGGGCCUGGCCAUCCCCUGCCCCAAGCAGACCGGGCCCCGCAUGACUCCAGACUUUACCGUCUACAUGAUCAAGUACCUGAUGACUCUGAUAGUGGGCAUCACCUCUGGUUUCUGGAUCUGGUCUGGAAAAACUCUACAGUCCUGGCAUAAGUUUUACACCAGGCUGACAAAUGGCAAACACGGAGAGACCACUGUGUAGAAUAAUGGGACAUCUAAAUGUUGCUGGGACUAAGUUGUGUAUUAUUACCUGUUUCUCAUGUAAUAGGUGAGUAGCAUAGUGAGUAGCCAUUGGUUCUUACAGCAUUUGUAUUCACCUCAACUUUAUAGCCACACAUGCAUGCCAAACUGAGGGUGAGGGGUUUGACAAAAGGGCAAGCUGGAUAAACAAGGACUGAGCCUGACUGUCUGAACAAAUAACAAGCAUGGCUAUGGAUGCCAUGUGCUGAAAUGCUCUCCCUCCCCCUCUCUUAAAUCCACCAUAAGCUCAAGGGGAGUGAUGAUCCAGCAGCCAAGAACACAGAGAGCGGGGAAUGAACUUUGGUUUAUUCGCUCCUUAAACAUUUCAUAUGUAAUUAAAUGAAAUUGUAAAUAGUAUUUGUAAAAACAUGAAAUUAUAUAUUUGUAUUUAUAAGUAAAUACUCUUCCUGCUAGUGUACCUGCUAUACUUUUGCACUGUAAGAAAGCCACAUACCGUAGAUCCAAACAUGCUCUUUUUUUAUUAACUGCUGGUUAUGAAUUACGUUGUUUUUGUAUGGAUUAAAAGAACAUUUUA